This is a messenger RNA of Spirodela intermedia, 6335 nucleotides long. Lineage: Eukaryota; Viridiplantae; Streptophyta; Magnoliopsida; Alismatales; Araceae. The record is from the annotation of a GenBank genome assembly.
AUGUUUCCGUUGCUAAGGAGACGAUCGGACAUCUCCCCCCUCCUCCGGCUGGCGGCGGCGAGGGGGAUCGCCUCCGCCGCCGGCGCCGUCCUCCCCGAUGGCGUUGACAGGAACUCCGAGGCAUUCGUCUCCAAUUCCUCCGCCGUGAAGGAUCUCCUCUCCGAACUGCGCUCCCACAUCGAAAAGGCUGGUACAAUUCCCCUCUUUCCUUGCGAUCUUCGGGGGAGCCUAGUCGGCUGAUGGAUCUGCCGCGGUGUGUGGUUUUCAGGUCCUCGGUGGCGGCGGCGUUGAGGCUGUCCGGAGGAAUAGGAGCCGGAGUAAGUUGCUGCCCAGGGAGCGCAUCGACCGGCUCCUCGAUCCCGGAUCGUCGUUUCUAGAGCUGUCGCAGGUUGGAUCCAAAUUUUUUCUUUUUUUGAUGUCGAGUACUGCGUCCGAAGUUCUCUUAUGGGUUAGAGUUUUGGCUUCGUCGCCCCUCAGGAAUAUGCGGUCAGUAGUUCAUUUCAUAUCCUGGUUACUUGUGUUGAUGACUUUCAUCCCUGAAUUGACGCUUACAUUGGAACAUUACAUUGUGGAAUAAAAAAAAGUUAUGGAAAACCCCAGGAGUGGGAAACGGUGGGAACAUGAUAGCCCCGGCAAGGAAUGGGUACAGAGGCACAUAUACGGUGAUGAUCUACAAGAGGACGAGCGUUGGAAUCUACUGGUGGAUUUUAGUGGCAAUGCGGUACGGAUGUGUGGUGGGAAUGUGAACGAGCGGUAUAAGUAUUGUGGACACAUCCACACAAGUAUGUGAGUCCCUCCCUGCAUGGUGAGGAGUCAGUGUAGAGUCUUGGAAGAUGUUUCAAUAUUACACUUGACAUCCUCAAUAACGAGAUUAUUCUUUCUAUAAGGUUUCACAUAUUUUAGUUAUAUUUAGUAGGCCAUAAGUCUUCCUGUGCACUAAAAUGUGUUGGCCACAAGCAAACGCCAAAGUGAGUCAGUCAAAGACAGUCCAUUUGCUGAAUACUUGAGCAGACCGCCCCCAUUCUUGAAAUCUACCUUGGAACCAUGGAUGAAGCCUUAAGUCGGAUUAUUGCUCGUAGUCCCUUUUUUAGGUCGUCUAAGGCCCAUUAUUUUUUUCCUUUUUUGUGCAGAGAUGAUCAUACCACGGAUGAAAAUAAAACAAUAUAAUGAAAUUUAUCAGGGAUCGGACUUCCCCCUAAAUGGAAAGAUAAAUACAUACUUCUCAAGGAAAGUUUCUUUUUGAGUAUGAUCCAACAAGGUGAUAGAUCAGGAAACUUGGAUGUUAUGACCUUUCUUCAUAGUUUUCUUAAGAAAUGGAAUAAAGCGAGCAUAGUCUAUAAUGUCUGGAUUAUGCAUUAAUUGAGGUCCACUAUUUGAACACAUGAACCAAUGAAGAUCGCAAAUCCUUAUGUUCUUUUAUUGCACAACGUGGAAAUUCUCCAUUUGUUCUAUUAGAGCAGCAUAAUUUCCAACACAGUCCCACAUACCAUAUUCUGGUAUCGUUUUCUUUCUGUUGCUGUUCUUUGAUGUGGAUCUUACUCGUGCAAACUCAUUUACUCUCUCUUCUAUGCCUUUCCAAAAUACAUGGAAUGAGAUCAUGGCAAGGUUCUUUUUGUAGUCAAUAGGUUUAAAUUUUCUUCAGAAUUUUGAUCCUUUAUUUCUGUGUUUGUAUCAUAGAUUAAUUGUGCAUGGCCUGGACUCUUUUUUUUUCGUAUUUUUGGUUGUGUAUGCCUUUAUUUAUAAUUUUUUAUUUCGUCUCUGAAGCUCGCAGGCCAUGAACUCUAUGAUGAAUACUUGGCUUCUGGGGGAAUUAUCACUGGAAUAGGCCCAGUUCAUGGGCGCCUAUGUAUGUUUGUGGCCAAUGACCCUACAGUGAAGGGAGGAACGUAUUAUCCUGUCACUGUUAAGAAACAUCUGAGGGCUCAAGAAAUUGCUUCUCAGUGCAACUUACCAUGCAUAUAUCUUGUAGACAGUGGAGGUGCUAAUCUUCCUAGGCAAGCUGAUGUCUUUCCUGAUAAAGAUAAUUUUGGCAGAAUAUUUUACAACCAAGCACAACUGUCUGCUCAAGGAAUUCCUCAGAUUGCUCUUGUCAUGGGAUCUUGCACUGCAGGAGGUGCUUAUAUACCUGCAAUGGCUGAUGAAAGUGUCAUUGUUAAAGGUAACGGUACUAUAUUUCUCGCAGGACCUCCUCUUGUUAAGGUUAGAUACUGCCCUUUCCUCCUUGUGGUUACAUAUUUUGCACAGGGUACAUGACACAUAGGUUUGUGGACCAGUUCAGAAUAUUUUCUAAAUAAAGGGUAUUUUGGUAGGCCGCUACUGGAGAGGAGGUAUCUGCAGAGGAUUUGGGAGGUGCAUCCUUGCACUGUAAAGUUUCAGGAGUUUCAGACCAUUAUGCUAAUGGUAUGCAUCAAACUACUCACUGUCUUAUUAUUUCCUCGAAUAUGAUUUUGGUUUCCAGCAAUCUGUCACAACUCAUGCUGAAUGGUUGUGUAUCUCGGAAGAAAUAGAUUGCCCAUCUCCAUUUGUCUUUUUUCGGUUGGCAUUGGUGGCUCGUAGAUACAAACAGAUGGUGUUUCUCGUUCCCUGCACCCCCCCCCGUGUCCCACCUUUCCCUUUUUUUCUGGGGUGGGGGGUAGGGGUUUAUUGUCAUGAAUAUAACACAUUUAAGUGUCAUCCAGGUUUGGUUUUCCUGUAGUUGUGACUUUUUUUUUUUUUUUCAGAGUUUUUUAAUAUCUAGUAUGUGACUCAAUGAGAUUCUAUCUGAUAGUUUACUUUCUCUUUUCAAUUCUGAUUUCUGGAAUUCCAUAAUGCAUGCUAAUCCCCCAAAUCUGAUGCACCUCUUAUUGUGAACUGUUGUUUUUUUUUUUUUAACCUGUGCAUCAUCUUGGUUGAAAUCCUGUUCUGAUUGUAGAUGAACUACAUGGCCUGGUUAUUGGGAGGAACAUUGUCAAUAACCUUCAUAUGGCUGGGGAUAAUCUUUUGAGAAAAAGCGUCUUUAAUCCUUCCAUUGACAUCAAAGAUCCACUCUAUGACAUUAAUGAACUGAGAUCGAUAGCCUCCACUGACCAGAGGCGGUCAUUUGACAUUCGGUCAGUUAUUGCUCGUAUAGUUGAUGGUAGUGAGUUCAAUGAAUUCAAGAAGCUGUAUGGAACGGUAAGGCUUUGAACUUAUCAGUUACACAAGCUGGAGUAUUGUUUCAGAUCGUCUUUUUGACAUUAUAUUUCCAGACACUUGUCACAGGAUUUGCUAGGAUCUAUGGGCAACCUGUUGGCAUAAUUGGAAACAAUGGAAUAUUAUUUUGUGAAUCUGCUUUGAAAGGAUGCCACUUCAUUGAGUUAUGUGCUCAGCGUAACAUUCCUUUGAUAUUUCUUCAGAACAUUACAGGAUUUAUGGUAAGAUAUUAAUGCUCAUGUUUAGUUCUUUUAUAUAUUUGGGGGUUUUCUUUUCUUGUUUUCCUUAAGGUCAGAAAACCUUUGUUUUGUAAAUCAACCUGAGGGAGAAUUUUCAUUCUAUCAAAGAAAUAAUACUGUGAGAAAUAUUUUCACGCCUUUCCUUAAGAACUCUCUGGUUCUGUUGAUUUUUCAACAUUUUCUUAUUUUGUAGUCAUUUCUUUCUAGGUUGGAGCAAAAUCUGAGGCAAAUGGGAUCGCAAAAGCUGGAGCAAAGAUGGUGAUGGCAGUGGCCUGCGCAAAGGUUCUGUACUCAUUUUCUAUUGAUUUAGCUUGAGAAUAGCCUCUGAGGGGUAUCUGAAUAAAUCCCUAAUCUAUUUAUGCCGAACUCGUUUGUCUCUAGUCGCUAAUUUUGAAUCUCAAGUUUCUGUUGAUAUUCAAGUUAUCAUAGAGAACUGUUUAUUGGUAUUUCCACGGUAAGAAUUUUAUGCAAAGCCUUAUGGCUGUGCAAAAAACCUCAUUGUUGUUAUUGUUUCAAGGGAUGCAUGGUGUUUAAAGGACUAGAAGAGAAUGCUUUUAUUUAAGUUCAUAGGAGACUUGUUUAUUGUGCAUAAUAAUACGUAGCACUUUAUUUUCGAGCUUACUAAGCUUGCGAGCCAAUUGGCCAUCCUAUCAAAGAAUUCUUGUAGAGAAUUUCACCAUCAAAUAAUUUAAUAUUUUUUGAAUAUGCUGGGUCCACAUCAUUUUCAUUUGGCAGUCAUACAAAAAAAGUUGUUCACGGUAUUGUUCCUGAUAAAUUUGGGAAUCUAUCAUCCAUGCUCUGUCUUUGUUUGGGAAAUUUGCCCUCACUUUUGUUUUGGCUGCUGAAAUUCUCUGUUCUUGAUAGAAAACAUAUCUGAUGAACCGAACAUCACAGCCCAAAUGGGAAAGCUAGUGUACCAGAUAUCACUCAACCAUUUAGAAUUGCAACGAGAAGUUGAAUAGUCGGCAUUGAAAAAUGAGAGGCCCAUUCCCUCCAUUGAAUUCUUUCGACCCUCAUUCGUACCUCAGUUCAUUGAGGAUCCUGGUAGAUAAUUUCAUCAGAUCAUAGCACGAUACUAUGUAUAUUUAUAGUGAUAAAAGAAUGAAAGGCCCAUUUCCUCUGUAAAAUUAUGUCAAGCUUCAUGCAUUCCUCAGUUCAUAGCAGAUGCAUUAUAGAUAAUUCCAUUGCAUUAUAGUACAGCACUAUAUAAUUAAUAGUUGUUAAAAAAAUUAAGGCCCAUCCCAUCUGUAGAAAGAAUUCGUUACAGCCUCAUCAUUCCUCCGUUCAUAGCAGAUGUAAUGUGAAUAAUUAAGAGGAUAUGGUAAAUAUAAUUUAUAAUUAACAGUGAUAAGAAAAAGAAUUGAAAGGCCCAUUCCCUAUGUGAAAAAAAUUAUUUACAGCUUCAUCAUUUACCAGUUCAUUGCUGAUGCAUUGCGAAUAAUUUAGGAGUAUCAGGGUACAAUAUUAUGUAUGUUUAUAGUGAUGACAAACCUUAUACAUAAUAUUUUAGAUAAACGUUUUUUCCUAAAUAGAAAAUAAAGCUCAGGGUAAAUCACUUUAACUGUUCCUCAGUUUAUAGCGAUCCACUCCUAUUUCUAUUCAGAAACUUUGCAUGAUUGAACUCUGGAAACCGAUGGUAAUAUGGAGGUCAACGGCGUACCAGAUGGCAGUCAACAUCUAAUGUGGCAGCCGAUUGUUGUCGUGCCACUACCUACCACAUUACCAACAGUGUAGGAAAAUCAAUGACACAUGUACAAUAUGGGCGAUUAAACCCGACCAAGGUCUAUAAUACAAGGAAAAACCACUGAUUCCCAAAUUUAGUGCUCUGAUGCUUCUACCCCAAGUGGAUCAGCUAUGAUUUUUAUCUGCAGGUUCCGAAGAUAACAGUCAUUGUGGGCGGAAGCUUUGGAGCUGGGAACUACGGAAUGUGCGGGCGUGCUUAUAGUCCAAAUUUCCUCUUCCUCUGGCCCACAGCCAGAAUUUCAGUGAUGGGAGGCAAUCAGGUGACUGCUCAACUUUGUCUCUCUCCUGGGUAAAAAUCUACUCUUUUGGUUCUUCUUUCCUGAUGGAAAGAUUUCUCGUAGAACUCUUUCUCAGAAAUGCACAAAAUUUGUUGAGAAAGAUAGAAAUCGUUUGGUUGACAGAUGAACCAACUCUACUCAUUGUUGAUUUAUCGUGAUCUAGAGAAGUCUUUUGGUUGAAACAGACGGUUUCAACUGAUUUUGAGUUUGAAAAAUAUUAUGGCUAGAACUGUUGGCAUCAGUGCUCCUAUUGUCGAUUGAUGUUGAUGUUGAAAAAUUCUUUUGAUUGAAAAAGACGGGGUUGGUGCUCUCAUUGUCGAUUAAGUUUGAGUUACAUGACUAAACCCUAAUUUACUCACUUGGGAAAAAUAUUUAUUUCCUGUUUGAAGCCAUACUAGGUUGGAUUCGUGUUGCACAUUCCCUUCCACACUAACACUGUUACAAUCAAAUACCACAUCUCUGAUCAGUAUCUCUCUCUCUCUCUCUCUCUCGCUCUCUCUCUCUCUUUCUGUGGUUUCCAUCCAUCCACAGGCUGCUGGUGUUCUUGCACAAAUAGAGAGGGCCAACAAGAAGAAGCAAGGGAUCGAGGUCUAUCUUCUAUCAAAACCCUCUGACAUCUCAUCUCCUUCUUUCGGAAAUCUUUUUCUGUUUAUGGCAAGCGAAUCCGGAUGUAUAAAUCCUGUUUGAUUCUCUGCAGUGGGCUAAAGAGGAAGAGGAAGAGUUCAGAAAUAGGGUGGUGGAAGCUUAUGAGAGAGAAGGGAGCCCCUACUAUUCUACUGCCAGGCUCUGGGAUGAUGGCAUCAUAGACCCUGCUGACACGAGGAGGGUCCUCGGCUUGUGCUUGUCGGCUGCUUCUUCAGUGCACCCCCAGGAGGAAACUAAGUUUGGUGUUUUCAGAAUGUGA